This is a messenger RNA of Fusarium falciforme, 933 nucleotides long. RefSeq names its product NmrA domain-containing protein. The transcript has a single exon. The record is from RefSeq and is a predicted model, not a curated record. Lineage: Eukaryota; Fungi; Ascomycota; Sordariomycetes; Hypocreales; Nectriaceae. Bases 7 to 933 code for a protein of 308 amino acids.
AUCACCAUGUCCCGCAAUCUUCUAAUUACUGGUGCCACCGGCAAACAAGGCGGCAGUGUCGUGGAAGCCGUCCUCGCUCGUUUCUCCAAAGACUUCACCAUCCUCGCCGUCACUCGCAAUGCACAGUCGCCAUCGGCUGUUCGUUUGACCAAGAAGUCAUCCUCCGUCAAACUCGUCGAGGGAAACCUUGACGACGUGCCUUCACUGUUUCGAGCUGCGAACAAGGUUGCCUCUGGCCCGAUUUGGGGUGUUUACUCGGUUCAAGCCGCAGUGACCAAGGGCACCACCUUUGAGGGAGAAAUCCGCCAAGGCAAAGCACUCAUUGACGAAUCCAUUAAGAACGACGUGAAGCAUUUCGUCUACAGCAGCGUCGACCGCGGCGGAAACGGGCGGUCCUGGACCAACCCAACCCAGAUUCCGCACUUCAAGGCGAAGCAUCAGAUUGAGCACCACCUCCGCGACAGCACCGCCAACGGGAAAUCCGCCAUGGGCUGGACAAUCCUGCGCCCUGUCAUCUUCUUGGAUAACAUCACACCAGACUUCCAGGCCAAGGUAUUCAUGACGAGCUUGCGCAGCACCAUGAAAGACAAGCCGUUGCAGUGGAUUGCCACUUCUGACAUUGGAGUCUUCGCAGCUGAGGCCUUUGCCAAUCCGGAGCGGUUCAACAAGCAGGCCAUAGGGCUUGCCGGAGAAAAGCUUACCUUUGAGGAGUUGAACCAGAGGUUCAAGAACAUCACGGGCGCCGGCGUGGGCACGACAGUCGGGCUGCUGGGGAAGGCACUCAAGGCGGGAGUGAAGGAAGUCGGUGUGAUGUUGGAUUGGUUCAAGGAAGAUGGUUACAAUGUGGAUAUUCAGCUGGCUAAGAGCAUUCAUCCACAUAUCAAGGAUGUCGAGUCGUGGCUGAAGCGGGACAGUGCCUUCGUUAGGCGAUGA